AGCUACGGUAAUGGGCGGAAGCCGUAAAAUAUCAGGCACCUGCAGAUGCUUUGCUCAAUUGCAAAAUGAAUAAAGUAGGAUUAUGAAGAAUAUGUGUAUACGGUAACUAUAAAGUACGUGAACAUGCAAAAAUAAUUUGUUUGAAAAUAAAUAAAACAUAAAAUGGCUAACUUCGUGGUCAUUUCUUUGUUUAUAACUCCAUCGUGGCAGUGAGAAUGUGGUGUUUUUUAUUUCUAUUAAUUUCAUACAUUUCCCUUGUUUCAAAUGCAAUCUUGAAUCCCUGCGAAGUUCUGGACAAAACUAAAACAGAUUUGUCAUUUGUAACUGUUCUUUUCAUUAAUUUGGAAUACACCCCAUUCGUAGCUCCAAAAGUGGCGAAGAAUCAAAGCAUCCAAGACAUUUUCGAAUCUUUGAAUAAUCAACACUUUCACUUAUUCAAAUUUAAUUAUUUACCACAAGUCAUAGAGACUUUUAUGAAAUGUUACGGAAGAGACAGCGGACUUCAAAUUGAAAGUUUAUCGUUUGAGAAACAAUUAAGUGUAAUGCAAAAAUGUAAUUUGAAAACACGUGGCAUUAAUCAAGCUCUACUUCGUGGGAAAGUUAUCAGAGUAUUUGAAUCUCUGGAAUUUCUGACUACUUGUGGACCUCAUCAACUGGAUCCGCUGCUUUUGAGUAUUAGUUCGGAAUCCACGGCUUUGGUUCGUCAGAAGAUUGGACUUUGCCACCAUCAUGAUUGUAAACUUUUGAAACUUUUUGGAUUCGAUGCAAUUCCGUUCACAACUGAAUCUUUGUUUUAUGAAAAAUUGGAGACAAUUGUGGACAGUUUUGCAUCUUUGAGUUCAGCAUUUCUCAAUAUCUCCGAUGGAAUUGAGCCGAAGUAUAUGUACUUUUCAUCGGUUCCGACCAGUUAUACCCCGAUUUGGCCAUCUCUUGUAGCAGUUUUUGUAGUUCUCAUAUUCUUUGUCAUGGGGCUCAUUCUCUGUUGUUGUGGCCUUUUCAUGUUUGGAUUGGUAGAGGAGGAUUUCCAGAAACGAAACGAAGAAAAUGAGUGGUUGGAAGCAAAUCGUAGGCGAGAAGAGUAUUUGAUUAAUGCACAUGAAGAUCCAAUUGAAAUUCCGAACCUUCAUAAUCAGGAUAACUCAAGAUCAUCAGAAUCGGAUAUGCUUCCACAUACAGCCAAGAGUCACAACAGCAUGGUGAGCUCCACUUCAAGUACCGCUGUUGUUACUGACAGAACUCAAAUGUCCGAAACUGAACCACUUAUACGGCCAAAUCCGAAACACAACUAGAAACUGCAAAUGAAUAGAACUAGUUAAAAUGUUUUUAUUGAAACGAAGAGUUCCCGUAUUCAAAAUUUUGUAUUUUUAUUUUCUCCAGACUAUAUAUUGUUCACCGAGACUGUUGUAUUCCGCCGAACUUUUCUUCGAGUUGGGAACCGUCGGAGGAGAGCAUUAUUAGCCACUGCUGACAUUUGAGCUGAAAAAAAAAGAGUUUAACCGAUAAAGAAUAAUAAAUACAGGAAUGAAGCAUUGGGUUAUA
Molecule: messenger RNA, 1539 nt
Organism: Caenorhabditis elegans
Lineage: Eukaryota; Metazoa; Nematoda; Chromadorea; Rhabditida; Rhabditidae
Gene: mdss-1
Product: Recep_L_domain domain-containing protein
Exons: 8
Coding region: 216-1289 (357 amino acids)
Source: RefSeq, marked reviewed